Messenger RNA from Cuscuta europaea, 1828 nucleotides. The record is from the annotation of a GenBank genome assembly. NCBI's taxonomy places the organism in Eukaryota, Viridiplantae, Streptophyta, Magnoliopsida, Solanales, Convolvulaceae.
UACUAUCUAAACCCAAUCGACAUCUUUUUUUUUCAAAAUGUAAAGAGCAACUUUGAGUCAUCCACUAUUUUAAUUUCAGGUUUUUUGGGUCUCUAAAUAUAUAAAUGGUUAAAUCCUUAUUAUUAUUUUAACAUGUCUAUAUUGCAUUCUUUAACAUUCCAAUUUAUUUAACAUUUAAACCACCAAGUUUAUUUUAAUUUUUGCUCUUAUGAACCAAAUAAAUAUCAAUAAUAAAUACAAGAAUAUAAUAGUAUUCAAAUAAAAUUGCUCUUGAUCUUCAGGUAGUGGGUUGAAUCUCGCCAAGGCUACUAAGUGAUUUUUGUUUUUUAAGGAGCAGGAUUCUCAAUAAAAUACGGGACGCACCCACCACGUAAUACAGAGCCAUAUUUAUGGGCUUCAUGGUUUCUUCUGAAAUUGCUGGACAGAGCGAAGUCAUCAUUCAAACGCUGACCAGGAGAAAACUCAUCCAUCCUUCUAAUCUUCAUCAGCUCUACUUGAAACACACUCUUCAAAUGGCACGGUCUGCUGUGGAUGAGACGUCAGCAUCUGGUGCUUUUGAGAGAACUCCGUCUAACUUCCGCUAUACGAUUACAGACGACCCUAAUUCUACUUUCCCUGCAGAUGCUGGCAGGUAUCAUCUCUAUGUGUCAUAUGCGUGUCCUUGGGCAUCACGGUGUCUUGCCUACCUGAAGAUCAAAGGCCUUGGCAAAGCUAUUAGUUUCACUUCUGUUAAACCCAUAUGGGGGAGAACGAAGGACACUGAUGAACACAUGGGUUGGAUUUUCCCUUCUUCAAGCAUUGAAGAACCAGGAGCUGACCCUGAUCCUUUAAAUGAUGCCAAGAGUAUAAGAGAACUCUACGAGCUUGCAAGUUCUAAUUAUGCAGGAAAAUACACGGUUCCUGUUCUGUGGGAUAAGAAACUGAAAAUCAUUGUGAAUAAUGAGAGCUCGGAUAUAAUCCGCAUGUUUAAUACUGAAUUCAAUGGCAUAGCAGAAAAUGCAGCCCUGGAUCUUUACCCUCCUCACUUACAGUCCCAAAUCAACAGUAUAAAUGAGUGGAUAUACGACGGGAUAAACAAUGGAGUGUACAAAUGUGGGUUUGCUAGGAAGCAAGAGCCUUAUGACGAGGCAGUUCAAAAGCUAUAUGAAGCUCUAGAUAAAUGUGAGGAUAUUCUCAGCCAUCAGCGAUAUCUGUGCGGAAAUCAAGUGACAGAAGCUGAUAUCCGCUUGUUCGUCACCCUUAUUCGGUUUGACGAGGUCUAUGCAGUUCACUUCAAGUGUAACAAGAAGUUGCUACGAGAAUACCCGAAUCUCUUCAAUUACACUAAAGACAUCUUCCAAAUCCCAGGGAUGAGCAGUACAGUAAACAUGGAACACAUUAAGAAGCAUUACUAUGGAAGUCACCCCUCUAUCAAUCCAUUUGGAAUCGUCCCCCAGGGUCCAUAUAUUGACUAUGCUACUCCCCAUGACAGGGAAAAGUUGGCUUAACAGUAUCACAUAUACAUCUUGUACUACAUACUCUUGUUCAUAUGUGGUUUCUCUUAUCUGUUUCCUGUAAAGCUUUCUUGCAUGUUCCCUUUAAAAACAGUUAUUUGGUGAUGCCUAUAAUGUUUCCUUGGUGCCCUCUUAUUCCUUGCAAUAAAAGAUUUCCCGCGUUGUUGCGGGGAUAUGUUUGUAUUAUCUCUUCUUCCUGUACCAAAACAAAACAACUUCCUGUACAAAAACAAAACAAAGAGAUCCCACACUUUCAAUUUGUUUCUAGUUGAUUGAUCUUAUACGUAGUAUCAUUUAUAAUAAUGAUAAUAAUACUCCCUUCUUUUGUUUGUCUA